Messenger RNA from Rangifer tarandus platyrhynchus (Svalbard reindeer), 363 nucleotides. NCBI's taxonomy places the organism in Eukaryota, Metazoa, Chordata, Mammalia, Artiodactyla, Cervidae. The record is from the annotation of a GenBank genome assembly.
AUGGCAAGAGGAAAGGCGCGUUACCACUGGGUGGUGGUGGGUAUCGGUGGCUGCAAGCUGGGUGGGGACCCGGGGCCCUCACCCGGGGAUUCCGUCAUGGCCUUGGCCUGGCCCGCUGCUCUGGCCACGGCCUUCAGAAGCCAGCUCUCGUCCCAGGGCUGGGUGGGCGCCAGGCCCCAGGAAGAUGGCCCAGGUGACAAUGGAUGUUCCUCCGAGCUCAGAACAUGGUCCAGCCGUGGUCGCCUUAGCCGAUUCUCUCCACUGAUGGCGUGGGGUGGAGGGCUUGCUGCGUCUCACUCGUUAAAUUUUGGAGAUCAACAGUAUGAAAAGGUUUGUGAAUCUGCACAAACUUCACUCGGUUAA